GAUGCGAGCCGAGGGCGGCCGAGCCGCGGAUCAGCUACCUGUGUGGCCCGGGCGGCCGCUGCCGGGACCUGCCGGAGACAUCGCCAUGUGAAGGGGCAGACCCCAGGCCGGCUCUCCACCCCGCCUCGCUCAAUGGGAGAUUUGUUUGGCUUUACACAGGCAAUGCUCCCAAAGACUGUAUGAUAAUUCCUGGUGGCCAAAAGAGGAGGCACAUUGUGGCCAGUACAGAAAAGGAACAAGAACAGGAGGGCAAGAGCUUCCUACUGCCUCUCUGGCAGAGGUACCAAGUGCACAGCCUUGUCUGCAUCCCAGCAAAGUACUGGUUUUCAGGAAGUAAGUGAGACUGAGAGCCACCUCGAGGCACUUGGAGAGGAGGAAGAGGACUGGUGCCAGCAUGGAUAAGGACAGCACAAACCUGGCUGACCAGCAGUAUGAAUGUGUGGCUGAGAUUGGGGAAGGCGCCUACGGGAAGGUGUUCAAAGCGCGAGACUUGAAGAACGGAGGUCGCUUUGUUGCGCUGAAGCGGGUACGGGUGCAGACCAGCGAGGAGGGGAUGCCGCUGUCCACUAUCCGAGAGGUGGCAGUUUUGAGGCACCUGGAGACAUUCGAACACCCCAACGUGGUCAGAUUGUUUGAUGUGUGCACCGUGUCACGAACAGACAGAGAGACCAAGUUAACAUUAGUGUUUGAACAUGUGGAUCAAGACUUGACUACUUACUUGGAUAAAGUUCCAGAGCCUGGAGUGCCUACUGAAACUAUAAAGGAUAUGAUGCUUCAGCUGUUUCGGGGACUGGAUUUUCUGCAUUCACAUCGUGUGGUGCAUCGGGAUCUGAAACCCCAAAAUAUCCUUGUAACCAGCAACGGGCAGAUAAAGCUAGCUGACUUUGGCCUUGCACGAAUCUACAGUUUUCAGAUGGCUCUUACCUCAGUGGUUGUUACUUUGUGGUAUAGAGCUCCUGAAGUCUUGCUUCAGUCCAGUUAUGCAACAGCAGUUGAUCUUUGGAGUGUUGGCUGCAUAUUUGCAGAAAUGUUCCGUCGAAAACCACUCUUCCGUGGAAAUUCAGAUGUUGAUCAACUAGGAAAAAUCUUUGAUGUAAUUGGACUCCCAGAAGAAGAGGACUGGCCUAAUGAUGUUGCCCUUCCAAGAAAUGCUUUUACUUCCAGACCCGCACAACCUAUUGAAAAAUUUGUACCAGAUAUCGAUGAAGUAGGCAAAGACUUGCUUCUUAAAUGCUUAGCGUUCAACCCAGCCAAAAGAAUAUCUGCAUAUGUUGCCCUCUCUCACCCAUAUUUCCAUGAUCUGGAGAAAUUCAAGGAGAAUCUGGACUGUCACGUGUCAUCCAGCCAAAACUCCAGUGAGGUGAAUGCAUCAUAAGUGCUGACUGAAGAUGAACCAUAAAUGAACAAGACAUGUAGCUGACAAAGCCACUGUCCCAUACAAACCACAUAGCUGUCCUAGCGAGAUCAUUAUUUGGAGGUUUUAUGCACUUACCUUUUAUUUUGGGAUUGUGAUGUGCUUAUCCAUGGAAAUCAAUCUAGUUUACUUUUAUCAGAGCAAUGCAAGGGCCAGGGCUUUGACCUGCUCCUGUUGCAGCUUUAUGUUUGUUUUGGUUUUGUUUUGUUUAUCUACCUGGAAAACUCCAGAUGAAGAGAAGCUGCUGACCAGUUUUGCUGCCAUUUUAUCCUUCUAAUAUUGAAUGCUGCCAGUGUUUGAUGAUCAAGUCACUGCCAAAAUAUGAUGCAAUCUCUCUCUCUCUCUCUCUAGCUGCUGAAGCAUGAUUUGGUACUUUAUUAUUGUUAUUCUGUGAUAUUUAAAGAAUGACAUUGAAAUACCAGAUCUCUGCAACCUGCAGUUAACUGAUACAUGCGUUAAUACAUCCAGCUACUGUUCAUUCAUAGUAGAUAAUGCAGGUGCUUCCCCACUUGAAAACCUGGAUGACUUAAUUUAUCAUUUUGUUGCUCUAUAAAAAUAACAGUGAUGAUGAUGGUCAUAAUAAAUGUCUCAGCUUUUAGGUUUUUUCAUACACAAACAAGUUAUUAUCUAGCUAUGUUUGUGUGCAUGUUUCAAAAAACUGUCCUGUUCUCACUGUUUCAAUUUCCAAAUGGUCUUUCUGUGUUGAAAUGCAGACACGUUCUAGUCCAUUGUCUAACCCAUCAUUCCCCCUGGAAACAGCUGCAAGCAUAUUUUCUUCAUCUCAUUCCAAAUAAUUUUCUGAUGUCCAGCUCAAAGACAUGAGCAAAGCCAAUGAAAAUCAAUACAUAUUUUCACCUUGAACCUGUUCUUAUUGUCAGCCAAACACAAAAAUAGAAAAAAUAUUUCUGGGUCAGAAGCAGAGAAUUCUAUAUCUGUAAUAAGCACAGAGAAGUAUUUGUGCUGCAUUGUACUCUGUAUACUGUGCUGCCUUACCAGCAACACCCCCGAAUGCAUCACAAGUGCAUGAACAUUAAUGCUCAAAAUCCCUCACAUGUCACUUACUAAGGAGGCUUGUCUUCUAUGCAGAAAUGCAUGACCUUCUCUCCUAAACCACCAUGUGGAGAUACUAGCACAUGCCUCUCCACUAAGGUUAAUGUACCAUUAUUGAAUGUCAAAAUAACUAAGCAAUUUACUUGUCUUUAUAGCACAGUUAUUUUAAAUAUUACCUGAAAUUUUUAUAUUUAGUAUUUUUACCUUAACUAAAAUAUAUUUUCAGUAUUUUGAGAAGAAACUUUUAUUUUUUUAAUACUGUACUGGGGAAAAAGAAAUGCUUUAAAUCCAUAAAAGCUGUUCCCUAGCAUGACUUCAGUGCAUUUACUUGGACAUGACUUGGGGGAAAAUAUUGGUCCAAUGAAUAUAACUGAUGCUAAGUGAGGCAGCCAGCUUUGCUUACUCCUGUGACUGUCCCUUAGGCUUCUCUCUUCCUCGUCUCUAUUUCAUCUUGUCUAGGUGGUGAGCCAGCACUAUAUCCUCGUGCAUGGCAUGCUUGGCAGAAGCAGGUCUUUAGCAGUGAGUUGGGCAAUGUAACUUUUCCAGCUGUGACAGGGGAACUUGCAGCCAUCUCAUAGGCAGGUCUCUCGCUCCUGUGGCAAACCUCACUGUUAACUCUGUUUCAGGUAUCUCUGCUGUCUGGGUCAUGGUCCACUGCUAGGGUAGUAAGUGGAUCUUAUCUCUCUCCUGGAUAAAGCUUUUUGUUACUGUUAGACAUUUAAGUGUGUGAUAUAUGGUUAAAUUAGGUCUGCUUUAAACAAUCCCGGUUUUAAAAGGACCACUUGCAUGCUUGCAUGCAGUGGCCUAUGCUUUUCUUUAAGCCUAGAAUGAGCCUAUGCAAAACUUAACCAGCAUGAACAGGCAAGUUGCAAAUUAGGCCUGGCAAGAGCAUGCACAAAGCAUCUGCACACAGAGAUAUCACAGAUCUGUAACGUCAGAAUUUCAGAAGCUCUGUGAGCAGGAAGCUGAAGGCCAGGGAGCUGUCACAGCAGCAAAGCUUCUAAUCUUGGCCUUGCCUUUGUCAUUUUCUUUGUUCCUACACCCAAAGGAAACUGCAGACUUACUGCGCUGGUGUUGUACUGCCCUAUUCCUGUGUGGGUUAGUGGACCCAAAUGUGAAUAAUUUUUAACAUUCACAGAAAAGGAUGGGCCAGAGUGAAUUUUUUGCUAGUGAUUUUUAAACACUAAGUAGAACAACAAACAGAGCCAAAAGUCAGGAGACUCUUGCAACAGUAGUAAUUAGAAAAGUUUUUUAUGGAGUUUAGCACUUUUGAAAACAUUCCACAUUUUACCCAGCACGGAGCUAUCUGUCAUACAUACCUUAUCAGGGCAUUCAGCUGGUGUGGCUUCCCAGCAACUGCUCAGGGAAUUCUCCCAGAGCUCUCCACCAACUAAUGUAGGGUGAAAAUGUAGAGGAGGAGAUGAUAUUUUCCAAAUUAUGCUUAAAACUCUCAGAUAGAAACGUGCAUCUGUUCCAUGUAAGACUCUGUUCUAUUAAGCUUAGCAAAGCUUAAGAAUAGAGGAUAUGGUUGCUGAAUGUAGAUUCAUUAUUAGGGUAAAAACAGAAAGGAGGGGAGAGAAUACUUAAAGCCAAAGGUUAGUGUUCGCCCAAAAACUAAUGAGAAUGUGGAAAUCACCAAGAAUUUAACUACUGGAGCAGUAUUUCCCAAUCAUAGUAUCAAAGAGCUAAGCAAGCAGCAGAGAAAAACAGGGCCUGGCUUACAGAGUCAGAGGCAGAGCUUCUGCAACAUGGUGCUGUAUGUUGUCUAAUACAGUAGGAUCAGGUUAUAAAUGAGAGUAUUCAGGAGAACAGUUUCCAAAGGCUGCAUUAAUGGUCACAUUCUGGAACAUCUUUCCAGUGGGAAUGGCAGGAACAAAACCAAGAAAUCUAAGAAUCUUGGCAGGGUUAGGGAAAAUAUUUCUCUAAUGGGGUCCUUGUGGUAGCAAGGGCCUGGAUUCAAAGGACCAACAAUUUUUCAAAUUACCUCCUUUUCCAAAUUAUUCAGGAAGAAAUUCCAUUUGACAUGCCAUAGGCUUAAUCGUAUUCCAGUCUUCCCUGCCAAACCAUGUGGGGCUUCACUUACACUAGUGUACUGAGAAAGCCUGUUCUCUGGCUGGGCAAAGCACUGUCGUUGGCUAAUACCAUGCCAGGAAUGAUAUUCAUAAUUAGACAGCACAGACAGCUGUGGGACUGUGCUCAAACCCAUGCCCUUGCUCUUCUUACGUUACUGGUAUAGCUCUAAUAUUUUAGUACCUUUACUCGUUACUGCCAUAUGUAUAGGAUGUAGGAUUUGUGUAAGUGAAAAAGAAAGUGCUGUGAUGAAAACUCUUUGUACACCUUUAAAGAAGACUUCAGAGUGCAAUUCUUCUUAGUGAUAUCUAAACCUGUAUAUGUUCUCUUCUACAGGAGUGGUUUAACAGCAGCUAAAAAAUGCUGAAUAACAAAAGAUGUAUUAAGUAUAGCUCCUAGAACACCCACAGCCAGGCACUGUGCUCUUCUUAGCAGAGAACAGGGUGUUCCAAGUAAUGGAAGGAGAAACUUCUAU
Vidua macroura (Pin-tailed whydah) is the source of this 5009-nucleotide messenger RNA. RefSeq names its product cyclin dependent kinase 6 (gene CDK6). The coding region runs from base 395 to 1375 and encodes 326 amino acids. Gene Ontology annotation, cellular component: cyclin-dependent protein kinase holoenzyme complex; nucleus; cytoplasm. The record is from RefSeq and is a predicted model, not a curated record. The transcript is spliced from 8 exons. Gene Ontology annotation, molecular function: cyclin binding; ATP binding; cyclin-dependent protein serine/threonine kinase activity. NCBI's taxonomy places the organism in Eukaryota, Metazoa, Chordata, Aves, Passeriformes, Viduidae. Gene Ontology annotation, biological process: protein phosphorylation; regulation of cell population proliferation; G1/S transition of mitotic cell cycle.